Messenger RNA from Sipha flava (yellow sugarcane aphid), 727 nucleotides. Its product is annotated as syntaxin-6. The record is from RefSeq and is a predicted model, not a curated record. The transcript has 4 exons. Bases 253 to 693 code for a protein of 146 amino acids. NCBI's taxonomy places the organism in Eukaryota, Metazoa, Arthropoda, Insecta, Hemiptera, Aphididae.
UAUGUCAAUAUUUGAUCAGUGAUUAUUUAGGCCCUAAGUUUAAAUAGUUUUUUUUCUUACGCAUUUACAAUGAUAAUUGUAUUAAUAUUACAUAAUACUUUAUUUGGCAUUAUCGAUUAUAAUAUGACAUUAAAUCCGAUCAAUUUCACCCUAUAUCAUAAACUAUAAAUGUAAAUCAAUUUAUGCAUUGAUUAUUGGUUGGUUUGGAAAGAAUAAAUAAAUCAUUGAAGAUAAAUAUAUUAUAUUACAACUAUGUUACCCAGAGGAAAAAAUGGUUAUUCUUGGGAAUUGGGUUCAGGAACUCAAGACAGUGAGCCUUUGCUAGAAAGAGAUACUGAAGAUCCAGAUGAUGUACUAUUUACAUCUCGCCCAAGUUCAUCAACAUUUGUGGCUGAUAUGCUUAGUUCACAUUCUCAUAAGAUGAAUAAACAACAUAAUCAACUUGACCUCAUAUCUAAAUCAGUAUCAACUUUAAAAAAUGUUUCUGAAGAUAUAAGUGUAGAGUUGGAUCAUCAAAAUGUAAUGCUUGAAAAUUUGAGUACUGAAUUAGAUAAAACAGAAUCAAGAUUAGAUAUGGUAUCAAAGAAAGUGGCACAAGUUCUUCAAUUAUCUGAUGAUAGAAGACAAUGGAUGGCAAUUGGAAUUUUAGUGGGUAUUAUUUUAAUAACAAUUAUUCUUUUAAUAAUUUUGUAAAUCAUAUUAUAUUUUAACAAAAUAUUUGAUAAAA